Branchiostoma floridae (Florida lancelet) is the source of this 831-nucleotide messenger RNA. Its product is annotated as leucine-rich repeat-containing protein 15-like. The transcript is spliced from 3 exons. Lineage: Eukaryota; Metazoa; Chordata; Leptocardii; Amphioxiformes; Branchiostomatidae. The record is from RefSeq and is a predicted model, not a curated record. Bases 1 to 831 code for a protein of 276 amino acids. Gene Ontology annotation, molecular function: protein binding.
AUGACCUACAAGAUGAAGGGGCUCCUGGUUUUACUGCUCAUCGUCCUGAAGAAAGCUGCAAAGUUCGAAGAUUUGGAUCUGUCGUACAACAAGAUAACUAACAUCCAGCCUGGUGCAUUCCUUAACCUACUCAGCCUGAAAAGGCUUAAUCUAGAGUCUAAUGAUAUCACUGACAUUUCUCCUGGCGUACUUUCCAAUCUCCCCCGACUGAAAAGUCUUUCUCUAAACAACAACAAUAUAACUAUUAUUCAAGACAGUGCAUUUUCAAAUGCAUCCAAGCUCGAGUACUUGCAACUGUCUUUUAACCCGAUAUCAUACAUUAACCCUGGUGUAUUAUCAAGAUUACUUCAGUUAAAAGAUUUGGAAAUGCACAACAACAAAAUAACUUCCAUUCAGACUAGAACAUUUGCAAAACUACCUCAUCUCCAAUAUCUGAAUCUAAAAUACAACGAAAUAACAAACAUCACGCAAGGUGCAUUCUACAACCUACCAAAGCUUUUGCUAUUGGGUUUGGAAUUCAACAAUAUAAGAUACAUUCAGUCUGGGGUAUUUCUAAACCUAACCCAGCUCAAAAUGCUCUUUCUAAAUUCCAACAAGAUCACUACUAUUCAGGUUGGUGCAUUCUCAGACUUGUUCCAGCUCGAGGAAUUUGACCUGUCCUCAAACGAGAUAGCAUACAUUCCACUUGGUACAUUCCGAAAUCUACCCUUGCUGAAAUACUUGUCCCUGUCCUCCAACAAGAUAACAAAUAUUCAAUCGGUUGUAUUUUCAAACCUUACCCAUCUCGAUACACUGUCCCUGAGUAAUAAUAAUAUACAGCAAAUCAUGUAA